Oreochromis aureus is the source of this 1251-nucleotide messenger RNA. RefSeq names its product serine/threonine-protein kinase pim-2-like. Gene Ontology annotation, cellular component: cytoplasm. Bases 75 to 1238 code for a protein of 387 amino acids. Gene Ontology annotation, molecular function: ATP binding; protein serine/threonine kinase activity. The transcript has 8 exons. Gene Ontology annotation, biological process: protein autophosphorylation; negative regulation of apoptotic process; regulation of mitotic cell cycle. NCBI's taxonomy places the organism in Eukaryota, Metazoa, Chordata, Actinopteri, Cichliformes, Cichlidae. The record is from RefSeq and is a predicted model, not a curated record.
UUUGAAGGAAUAUUAACUCAAUAUUAACUCAUUACGGUUUACAUUUUCGAGUUUAAAAGUUCUCCGAAAUUACAAUGAAAAAGGAAACAAGAAAAAUUACCACUCCAGCCGAUAAGAAAGAUUCAGGAGAUCAAGAUUGUAAGAGCAGGACUGCUAAAAGAAAGGCCAGUCCUGAAAAGAAGACCCCAAUAAAAAGGAGGAGGGUCGCUGAGCAGGCUGGUCCUUCCACCAGCUCAGAUGUGGUCAAAGGAGUGAAGCGCAAGGUUGUGCAAGAUGAAGAGGGCACAACAAAGAAAGCAAAGAAGGCUAAACUUCUCGACCAUAUGAGCGGUGACAAGGAGCAAGCAUCCUCCUUGUUGGACUCUGGUAAAGACUUGAAUAACAAACAGGUGUGCGCAAAAAAAUGGCAAAAGAAAGGCCGCGGGGAGACAACAGAGAGUCACCCAAGAAAAAAAAAAAAGGAAUGUGGACCAGGACAAAAAUCAGUGGCAGACCAAAACGUAACCAGAUAUGUGGAGGAGCACCAGCUCGGAGAAGGAGGCUGCGGAGCAGUGUUUGCUGGCUACCGGAUAGAAGAUCGUUUUCCAGUUGCCAUCAAACACAUUCCCAAAAAUAAAGUCUACUGCAAAGUGGCGGAUGAAAGCGGGAAGAAGCUCUCAGUGGAAGUGGCCAUUAUGGUUAAACUUGCAGGUGAAGCAGAAGGGUCAGUGGGAAUAUCUGCACCUGUGUCCUUGCUGGAGUGGUUCGACCUUGGCAAAGAGCUGAUCCUGGUGCUGGAGAGACCUGUCCCCGCUGUGGACCUGCAAAAAUACAAAGCAGAAAAUGGAAGAACUUUAACAGAGGACAAGGCCAAGGUCAUUCUGAAGCAACUAGUUGAUGCUGUAAAGGAGCUUGAGGAUAAACACAUCUUUCAUCGGGACAUCAAGGGACAAAACAUUCUGAUUGAGACCGGCUCAGAUGUGCCUCGUGUUCGCAUCAUUGACUUUGGACUGAGCUGCUUUGUUAAACAGCGAUCUCUGUAUCGCAUCUUCUAUGGCACUCCUCUUCACAUCCCUCCCGAGUGGUACAUUAGGAGCUGCUACAGGUGUGGACCCACCACGGUGUGGCAAAUGGGAGUGGUGUUGUAUGAAGCGCUUCAUGCACGAUACUUUAGUACCGCGAGGUUCCUCACAAAGAAACUGAGCAUCAAAAAGCGUCUGUCCACAGGUAAGAAAACUUCACACUUCCAGAUUCACUGAUGCCUUGGAUCAC